AUGUUACCAACUCUCAAAGCUUCUGGAACUUUCAUUCUCGAAGUUUUUGCUGUUCUUGGCGCGCUGGCCGUUUCGCUGAUGGCUGAGAAACGAUUUUUGUGCGCUCCUCGAAUGUUGUUCGUGUUUCAGCAGAUGUUCAUGUUGAUUUACGUUAUAUUUUUCCUGAAUUACUUCAAUAUGGAUCGGCAAAGCGAUGACGAAAUUGCGCGCCUUCUGUGCCUUUUCGAGGUAUUUGCUACCACUUUCAUCGACUUGAUCUACCUCUCAAUGCUCCAUUUAUCAGCUGUUGAAUCUGGUUUAUCCUGUCUCGCAAUCACUUUUUUCCUCUUCGCCGCUUUCUUUCUUUUCUUUGCUAUCAGUAUUUGCCAAAGGACUAUUGAUGAUCCUUUAAAUUUGUUGGCCAGCAAGCUAUUCAGUUAUCAAUUGAUUCAAGCAAUCCUAUUCUUGUUUUGCACUCUUUGUGUAAUUCGAUUGACUGUUCGACAAGAUGUGGAAAAGAAGAAGCCCCUCCGAACGUUUCUUCCUCAUUAUAUUUUGACGUAUUGCUCUGUUGUUCUAUUCUUUAUUCUUCCAAGAAGCACAUUCCUCUGGGCAGUAAUUAUAAAAAUACCCGACGAAGACGAUUCAAUAUUACCAACAUUAAGAGCAAUCAUGUUCAUUACUCCGGUUUAUAACUUUUUAUUUGUGAUUCUUAUAAAUUGUCAAGAUCCGGAAAGAAGGCAAGAGUUCAAAAAGUCGGUUGAACGAGCUUUCCGUGGGAUCAAAACCGGACCCAUUCCCCGAAUCAAUGUACAAGAGCCGACUAGCAGUUCGAAUCUUCCAUCCAGAAGCCACGUGGCAUUGAGUCUGAUGCGGAAUCCACUCAACUCGUUCAACAAGUUACAAAGGCAAUCGACAAUUCCAAUGGACGAAAUACCUCCUGAGAAUAACCUUCGGGUCCCACGAGAUCAGAGAUAUUAUGCUGCUACUGAUGAAGAUGAAAAUGCUGAUCAAGUGGCAACUCCACAAGAAAUAUUGACUUCUAGAAAUUCAGAUGAAAGAGGUUUCAUGACAGUGGCCAUGUUGAGAAGAGCCUCCCAAAUAAGUCAAAGAUUCCAAAACAUUCGCAGCGGUCCGAACUCUGCCCGAACUGAAUCAGCACGUACACCCUCACCUUCUCCUUCUCAAAAAAUAGAGUCAUCGUCGUCCAGUGAUCAGAACCCCGAGCAGUCAUCAUCCACCGAAAGGGCACAACCUCUUGACGUUUCCCAACUUCUUGGAUUCUUCAUCACGUCGUCGACGUCUUCUGUUGCAAUGACGAUGCCAGUGAGAAAUAAGCGAGCCGUGGAGAGAAUCCAAGAAGUUUUGCAUAAUACUCCCGAUUCAUUGAUGAAUAAUUCUCCAGAAUCAUGA
This is a messenger RNA of Caenorhabditis briggsae, 1392 nucleotides long. Bases 1 to 1392 code for a protein of 463 amino acids. The record is from RefSeq and is a predicted model, not a curated record. Lineage: Eukaryota; Metazoa; Nematoda; Chromadorea; Rhabditida; Rhabditidae. The transcript is spliced from 9 exons.